CAGAAAACCAAUCACCAGCAGACACACUCCAGCUUGGACUCUCCACCCCAUAUCGCCUCAUGUGAAAACAAACCCUACAGGCAGAGAGAGAGAGGGAGAGGGUGAACGCACAAAUUGUUAGUGGGGUUAUAAACUGCUGAGGUGGAGGAAUCAGCUGGAUUCAGUGUAAGCCCCGGGAACCUGCCUGCUCCAGUAUUUCCUACUCUACCCUCCCUCAACUCUCGCGGCGCCGAAGGGGCAGUGGUUCCGAUUAGAAACCCCCCAACAACACCCAGAGGAAGAAGUAAGCUCGACCCUAAAGAAGUACCGGGUAUGGGGACGAAUGAGGCAACGGUGACCCUGCUCAUCAAAACGCCGAACCAAAAAUACGAGGAUCAGUGGGUCGAGGCAGAUCCAGGCUGGACGGUGAAGAGCCUGAAAUCCUAUCUCCGAGAGAACCACCCGUGUCACCCAACUGAAUCUGAGCAACGGCUGAUUUAUUCAGGGAAGCUGCUGCCUGACCAUCUCUUAGUGAGAGACGUGUUGCGAAAGAAUGAACAAUACCACGUCCUUCACCUGGUCUGUAAUUCAAGAAGUGGAGCUGAAGUGACACAGGCAGUAACUAUGAAGGAAGCAGCUGCACCUACAGCCUCUGGCCAGGAGACCCUGACCGUCCCCACAUCUACAGACGGCAUUCGGCACAGAGGAUCCGGCUCCUUCACUUGGUUGUAUGGUGCUUGGCCGGCAGGAGAAGAGCUCCAGAGGCCAACGGGAAUGUCUGGUCUCGCUGCUUACAAUCUGUAUAGCUCUCAGCAAAUUGUUUGGCUCCAGCAGAUGUACGCAAGGCAGUACUAUAUGCAGUACCAGGCUGCAGUUGCUGCUGCAGCAGCCGCCACCCACUCUCGGCAGCAUCCAGUGGUCGCUCCAGGGACGCCCCCGGUACUCCCCAACCAACACCCUCUGGUCAACCUUCCAGAAGAUCGCAAUGCCCCCCUGCCUCCACUCAACAACCCACCGGCCAACCAGAACCUCCGGAUGAAUGCUCAGGGGGGCCCAGUGAUGGACGAUGAAGAUGAGUUGAACCGUGAUUGGCUGGACUGGCUGUACCUGGGUGCCCGCGCCUGCUUUUUCCUCAGUAUCGUGUACUUCUACUCCUCUCUAAGCCGUGUGGUGUUAGUAGCCAGUGCCAUUCUGCUGAUAUACCUGCAUCGUGCUGGUUGGUUCCUGUUUGGGCACCCAGCACCGGUACAGCCAGCACCAAAUGCUGAAGUGCCAGUGGAGGAAGCCAAUCCAAACGGUGACCAUCAGGAGAAUCUGGACAACCAAGAUACUGUGCAAGAAGAGAUUCAGAGUGGGCCACCAGAUCAAGAUGUCGAAAGAGUAAAUAACCCUGAAAGCGGUGAGAUCACAGAAGCCCCUGUGGCUCCGCAAGUUGAGGUGAACAGGACGACACUUGCAAAUAAAGCCUGGGUGUUCUUCAAAACCUUCUUUGCCUCGUUGAUCCCUGAAGGUCCUCAGGCUGUGGCGAACUAAUGUCAGUUGAACUCCAAGCUGCUGUGCCUUUAUUUCUAGUUUUUUUUUAACAAAGAGAAAGAAGUGCAAUCCUAGUUCAGUGUUUUCCGGGCUUCGUGCAAGAAAAUGAAGUCACUGUUUCUGCUGUGACUGGGUGUCUAGACGUGAUUCCAAAUGGAGCGCAGAUUAGUAUAUGAUAUAAAAUGUAAAUUUUGUAAAUUAUUAGAGGAAAGGUAUUAUUAUAAAAUGUGCAAUUGAGGCUUUUCUAGUGUGUGAAGCUGCAAAUUGAAUCAUGGAAUGACUCCACAGUGUGUUACAACAUCUUAAUAUCUAACAGCUGUGGUCAGUGACACUUUUUUUUAUCUCUGCAAGUAUGACUUAAUACAAAAAGUGCUUAUUCCCCUUUUGUGUGAGUUUUAUGAUGAGCAUUUAUUGGAAAAGUAACUUGGUUUAUUUUGCAAAAGUGUGAAUUUAGAUUUCACGUUGCAUAAUAAGCACAAUAAAA
This is a messenger RNA of Hemiscyllium ocellatum (epaulette shark), 1996 nucleotides long. RefSeq names its product homocysteine-inducible, endoplasmic reticulum stress-inducible, ubiquitin-like domain member 1 (gene herpud1). The transcript is spliced from 8 exons. The coding region runs from base 313 to 1512 and encodes 399 amino acids. The record is from RefSeq and is a predicted model, not a curated record. Gene Ontology annotation, cellular component: endoplasmic reticulum membrane. Lineage: Eukaryota; Metazoa; Chordata; Chondrichthyes; Orectolobiformes; Hemiscylliidae. Gene Ontology annotation, molecular function: transmembrane transporter binding. Gene Ontology annotation, biological process: ubiquitin-dependent protein catabolic process; endoplasmic reticulum unfolded protein response; endoplasmic reticulum calcium ion homeostasis.